This is a messenger RNA of Limanda limanda (common dab), 7351 nucleotides long. It is a transcript of the gene espl1, whose product is annotated as extra spindle pole bodies like 1, separase. Gene Ontology annotation, cellular component: nucleus; cytoplasm; centrosome. Lineage: Eukaryota; Metazoa; Chordata; Actinopteri; Pleuronectiformes; Pleuronectidae. The transcript has 32 exons. The record is from RefSeq and is a predicted model, not a curated record. Bases 1 to 6510 code for a protein of 2169 amino acids. Gene Ontology annotation, molecular function: protein binding; cysteine-type endopeptidase activity. Gene Ontology annotation, biological process: proteolysis; meiotic chromosome separation.
AUGAAAUGCUUGAAGGUGGACGAGUUCAUCCAGCGGACUGCUUCCGUGGAGGAGACGCAGCGCUUGCUCCAGGAGCUCGAGAAUUAUGUGGAGAGCAAGCCCGGCCUUCAGGGUCGCACGCUGUGUGACCGGAUCAUCAGAGCCUGUAACCAGCAGCUUGGAGCUGGAUCCCCUUCCCGGGAGCAUGUCAGUCUGCUGGUGAGGCUGGUGGAGCGGGCCCUUCAUGGCUACGACAUCUCUGCAGCUCUUAUUCCUCAGAGCUGCCCGCUGUACAUGGAGAAGAUUAUUUUCCAUAUCAUCAAGAAGCUGAGCUCUCUAGAAGCUCACAGCCUGUGCAACUAUGUGUCUGGCUUGGUUUACACCAGGCUUACUACAGCACAGCAGGGGGAGGACUACUCUGUUCUUUUGCGGAGCUGUUUCUGGUUGCUCUGGACUGGACUAUCUGCUAACAAAGACCGGACGACCCUUACUCCUCAAGAAAAACUCCACUGCCAGAUGCAAGCUCUGAGCUUCCUCCUGUUGUCCGACACCGAAAGUACAACUCCCUCCUUCUCCAAAGCUCCCAUAUACACGGAGGAUGCCAUCGCAGAAUUUGAGAGGGCAUCUGGAGAAGUGACCAAAGAAGAUGCCUCAUUUCUGCUCCAGGAAUUGCGCUUGCUCUUCAACAGAUGCCAGACUGGAGGACAAGGCUGCAAGGGGGAAGGGUCAAAGCAGUUUAUUAAGAAAUUAAGCGUAUAUGUGGUUUUUGAAAUCCUGCUGGUUGCUGUUCGGGUGCUUUGUAAAGCGGGACACCACAAUCUGGCCUCCACCUUCCUGAAUGAUAUUGAGAGAGAGGUCCGAGGCGUCUCUGCUGACUCUCAGUGUACAGCUCUGGUGCUUGGCAGGUGGGCUGUCGAAGUUCAUUCAGCAAUGAAGGCCGGUGGGGAGAGUGGCCAGGUUUUGACAAACUGUGCUCGAGCUUUGAGGUCUCUCUCUGCCGACCUGGGAGAACAAGAAGCUCAUGCAGUUGUGGAAGGGUGUGGACAUGUGGUGUGGGCUGUCGAGACCGGCCACAACAAGGGAUUAAGUGGUCCUCUGCUCCUGGCUUGGUUUUCAUUCCUGGAGGAGUAUCAAGAGCAGAUAUUAAGAAUGUUGAAAAAGAAUCUGACAUGCCAGACUGAGGGCAGCCGACUGCAACAGACCCUUUGUUACAGUAUUUGCCAAGGCUUUGUGUUUGCUUAUGAGAGCAUGCUUGCAUCACAGCUGGAGAACAGUGACAUACUGGACCGAGUGCUGCUGUACUGCCAAGCCACAGCUGGGCAGAUGAUGACUGAGGUGCGCAAGCUUCCAAGUGACAGUCUUCUCAUCAAAGCAGUGAUAGCUGUGAGCAACUUAGUGUGUGGAUUGUACAACCGACGUCUCUAUGACCAGGCCUUCACGCUGGUUGAGAUCCUCUGCAAGGAUCUUUGCAGGAAUUGCCCCGUCUCACUGUCUGUUGAUCGGUUGUGCCGACCCUUCAUGCUGGCUGUGCAGACGUCUCGGCGGGCUGGACAAUUGGAGCGAGCACUCGACUGGGUGAUUCUGUGGCUGAAGGCCCUGGGGGACAACAUUCUCACUCAUAUGGCUGAACCGGUCUCCCUGUGGGUGAAAGCCAAGACUGAUGCAGCACGUAACUCUGAGGAGGACAUCAGACUCAGGACGUUACGUGAUGGUUUUGGUCCUGACGUCCCUGAUGAGAAAGUGAUGCUCUGCCUUUUGGAGGAAGAGCUACGUGCCUAUAAGGAGGUGGCAAGUGACACUGCCCAGGAACGUUAUAACACCCUCUGUGACCUGUUGGACAUCUGCCAUGAGGAGAGCUCCCACACCCACCUACGUGCUGUCUACCUCUGUGAAAUGGCCCAAGUUGUGUGUUUCCAGGAUUUCAGUGAACAGACUGAUUGCUCUGCAGUUGACUUUACCCAUGAAGCUUUGCGGCUACUGGAAGAAGAAUCUGUGACUGCAGAGAACGCUGAUAGACUAAAAGAUGACAAGGCCCAUGCUUCUCUUUGGCUCUUUGUCUGCACUCUUGAGAAGAAUCUUCAGGAGGCCAUUGAGAAGGACAUCAAAUUGCGCGAGUUGCGUAACAAGAAAAGUUGUGUGGCCAAUCCCAUAGGAACCAACGAUUUUGACUAUGAAGACAAGCAGAAAACAGAGGACAGCAUCCUGCUCUAUGAAGGCCUGCAUUUCAACCUGGCUGCAGAAAACAAAUUGUGCCAACCUUUGGAAAGAGCUCUGGGUGAGUGGUCCGUUCUUCUGCAGAGUCGAGAUCUGCCUUCUGUCAGGAGCCCCAAACAGACCUGCACCUCCAUUGCUCUGGCUGCAGCUCUCUUCAGACUAAUGGGAAAGCCUUUAAAGGCUCUGGAAGCUUACCAACUCACAAUUGGACUUUCACGUCAUCUCUCUGACGCACAUGGUUGUGCCAGCUCCCUCUGUCACUCAGCCCUCCUCUUACUGGAUAUAGGUGCCCCUGAACUUGCUUUGGCCCAGUUAGAGCAAGCAGAAAAAAGUCUUGCUUCAGAAACCACCAAUGAGGGAACUUCUUCCCUCUCUAUGCUGCCCCUGCUGUUGAAAGCUCAGUACUACUACAGCACAGGACAGGUGGCUCUUGGAGUGCCUUAUCUGUGUGAGGUGCUUAAAGAGGUGAAUGAGCAGAGGCAGUCGAAAAGUUGGUACCUGCUUCGUGCUCGGGCUCUGCAGACCUGCAGCUCCUACCUCAGUUUGGACACAGCUGCACUGCCACAGGCUGAGCGCGGACGUAUCACUGAACUUGGUAUACAUAGCCCUGACACUGCUCUGUAUGAAGGACUGAAGCUUCUCUGCAGCCUGCUGGUCACUUUAGUGGGGAAAGGCCUGUAUGGGACUCAUGGCACCAGCUCGGAUGUGCGCUUUAUCGACCAAGGAGAUAACCUGGUGCUGAAAUGGCAGCUGCUGUCAGAGGUGUUAAACUGCUCCAUGAAAAUGGUUUCUGUUCGGAGUAGCUGUGGGGCCAUCAAUGAUGCCAGGCUCCAAUGCCAAGAAGCUCUUAAACUGGCCAUCAAGCUGCAGGCACUCAGCCAAUGUGCUGAGCUGCUGGUGAUGAAAGCAGAGUUGGAGCUGAUGCAGGGGGAGCGAGAAGAAAGUAGCACUGAUUUGGUAAAUGUCCGAAACCUUCUGGACCUCUGCACAGAUUUCUCUGAUCAGGUGCAGAAGACGGAGGUAAAAAUCAAACCCCGGAAAGGUCGGCCAGCGCAGAAACCUCAGCCUCCUCUACCUUCCCCUGAGGAUGAGUUGAAAGACAUCCUGAGCACUAGGUGGAUUGCUAAAGAACCUGUAGUAGGGGACCUGACCAGCUCGCCUCCUCUCAAGGCCCAACCCCGUCGUUGGCUCUCCUCCCUGGCACAUGAAGCUGAAUGUCAGUGCCCAUGCUGCUCUGAGCCCUGUCUGGGCCACGCCACUGCUCGCUGGGCUGCUACACAGGCUGAUUUGGUUCUCAAGGUGGAGUCCAGUGACCCCAAAGUCAGUCUGAAGCUUCAAUGGGCAACAUUAUCCCGCUGUGAGACCAUCACUGCCAAAGUUGGGGCAAAAUUGGCUAAACUCUUCCCUCGCUGUGACUCCAAAAAAGGCUCCUAUAAACCCUCCCUGAUGCAGGAUGUGGUGGGUCGGGUGUACCUUCACAUGGCCCUGUCCAGCCUGGAUCCAAGACUCAACAACAUUUGUGGUAUAUGGAAAAUACUGAAAGCUGGUUUAGCAUUUGUUGAUUGCUCACCCUCUCCUGUGCUAAGACCUGUGAGAGCUGGCUUAAUGGCAACCAAAGCCAUAGUGUCAUUGAUCACCUUGGCUUCCAAAAAGGGUUGCAACCCAGAGGAGCUCUUCUCAAAUGCGUGGACCUGGAAUGCACCGAAAGAGAGAGACAUGAAAUCCGAACAGAAAAAUGUACCUGCCUUGUCCUUGAAUAAAAAGCUUAAGGACUGCCUUAAAAUCCCUGAUGCUCCCGACAAAACAAAGAAGGCAACGAAGGUCAAAGCUGUCAACACCGUCAAGCCCAAGAUUCAAGUGAUGAGCUCCUCAAGCAGAGGAACGGAUCUGGUUCCCAUGACACCAGUAAUGGUUAGGUCAAAGUCUGCUGUUAAGGAGCUCAGCUCUUUCGACUUCAACACAGUGGUGCCUACUGUGGCUUGUACUCCUGUUCAAAAAGUGAGAGCUCCUGCUUCAGUGAGGAAAGCACCAAGAACUGCCUCAAAGCAGCAGUUUUAUGUGUAUGAAGAGUUUUCACCUACCCAGCCAGUGCCCGCUGCCCCCAGACGCACCAAGACAUCACGCUUUAAGGUGGAGUUUAGUGAUGAGAGUGACUCCGAGGCUAAUACCCAAGCAGAGGCCAAAGAAAAAACAGACGCCCUUAAAAAGAGAACAACUACCAGAAGAGCUGCCCAAAGUGCUAAAACAGUCCCAGAUCCACCUGCAGAGAGCAAACUCCCCAAGAGGCAGGCUAAGGGUAGAAAAACCACUGCAGUGCCGAAGGCCACGUCCUCCGAGGACGACGAUAGUUUGAUCCUUCAACCUGUGCCAACAAGAAGAGGUAGAAGCAGAAAGGAGCUGACCAAGACAGAGGUGGAAACGAUGGAGGAGCUGGACAAAAUGAGGACCAUCGAGGAGGAAUCUAAUGAAGUUCUGGACAUGAGCAUCGAAGAGCUUAGGACAUCAGACACUGAGGACAACGCUGCUUCAAAUUUUGAAAUCCUGCGGAGGGAUAUAUGUGGUCGUCUGCCGAGAGAUGGUUUGUCUGAGUUGAGGAGUAGUGGUCAUCUGAGCCAAGGGCCUCCAAUCCAGCUCACCCACUCAGACACCAGGCCAGAGAAUCUGUCCCUGGAGGAUGUUGAGUCGUUGCUCCGCUCAGCCUGGCUGAACCUUCAGCACUUCCCUUCUCCCACUCUCCACCCAACCCUCUGUGCUCUCCUGGCCCUGGCACUGGGACAGCAGGACCCUGUAACCACAGCACUGCUACACGCCGAGUCCUUUGCCAUCACGAGCCGUCAUCGCACAAUCAGGCAUUUAGCCAGUUGUCUCAAAAAGCAGAAAAAGUCGUCCGGUGAACUUGCGGACCAGCUCGAUGCUCUGAGUCUAAAUGAGCUCAGUUCAACAGAGUCCAAGGCGACUACUGAACAGAGGUUGAUUCAGUUAGAGAACAUCUACUCCUUCCCCACUGCUGACUCCUCAUCUUUCCCCCAGAACCUCUGCCAAGAGUUUAACCAACAACUUCAACACCUUCCCACAGGGAUAACUGUGUGCAUGAUGUCUGUGCUUGGAGUCAAACCUGGGGAAAUGGGCGACAGCAUUAUACUUUCACGUCUCCAGAAAGGAUCUGCACCCGUCACUGUUCAUAUCUCCACAUCUAUGCAAAAGCGUCCCAUUAGUUGGCUCGUGCAGGAGAUGGACAGUAUUCAGGUGGAUCAGAAGGUUGUGAGCUGUGUGUCGGAUAAAGCCAAGUGGUGGGAGGGCCGCAGGGCGCUAGACUCUCGAGUUGAGCAACUGUUGAAAGAGAUGGAGGGAUUGCUCGGAUGCUGGAAGAGCUUUCUUCUCCCCCUUUCUUCAGAUCCAGAACUUCCAAAUCAGGCCCAGCACCUUUGCAAAACCUUGUCUGCUAAAGGAGCGACAUGCAGUGAGGAGAUGUUGAAGGCGUUGCUGUCUGCAUCUCCUCUGCUGUCUCAAGAAGAAUUGCAAAGAUUUUCUCUUGGAGUUUCUCCACACUGGCCUGCGGAGUGUUGCCAGCUCGUGCAUACAGUUCUUUCCCGGCCCUCAGAGAGGGACGAGCCCCAUGGUCAUGUUGUUCUGAUCCUGGACAAGCACCUUCAGAAGUUGCCAUGGGAGAGCAUCUCCAUCUUAAAGUCUCACUCUGUCAGUCGGAUGCCUUCUCUGCACUCACUGAUUGGACUGAGCAUUCAGAAAGUGAAUGACUCUCAAUCCAUCCUGAGACAAGGUGUGGAUACAAAGAAGGCCUUCUAUGUGCUAGACCCUGAUGCUAAUUUAGGAAACUCUCAGGACAGGUUCAAGGAAUGGUUUAGCAGUAACCCGGACUGGGAAGGUGUGUGUGGGGUUGCUCCUGACUCGGGUCAGCUGGAAGAAGCAGUGGCCAACAAGGAUCUGUACAUCUACGUGGGUCACGGAGCAGGCGCUCGGUUCCUGGACGGUCAGACGGUCCUGAAGACGCCGAUAAGAGCGGCGUCUCUUCUCUUCGGCUGCAGUAGUGCUGCUCUGGCCGUGCGUGGAGACCAGGAGGGACAAGGCAUCAUCCUCAACUACCUCAUCGCAGGCUGUCCGUUUGCUUUGGGAAACUUGUGGGAUGUGACAGAUCGGGACAUUGAUCGCUUCACCAAAGCUUUGUUGGAGUCCUGGUUCGCUGCUGGACCCGGAGCCCCCCUCCUGGAACACAUGGGCCCCUCGCGUCAGGCCACAAACCUUAAACACCUGAUCGGAGCUGCACCUGUGGCCUACGGUUUACCUGUCUACCUGCAGUAGAAUUCACUAUCGCAGGAGCCAAGCUGUGCACAGACAACAUCUGGUGGCCCUUAGUCUGAAGUGGAUCAAAAGACAAAAAGGAAAACGGAGGAUUAAAUCGGAGAAUUAACAAAAUACUAAACAUAUGUUAACAUGCAGGAGUGUCUGGUGUGGCCUGCAGCAGAGCCAUCACGGCCUCUACUACCAUCCUGCUUGCCUAAGAGAGAGAGAGCACGUUGGCAUUCAGAGAAGCUGAUAGAUGUAUGUUUGGUUUAUGGAACAAAGAUUAGACCCACUGCUGAGUUUAUAUAUGAGAAAAAUGAGGCAUUACCAAGAUUCUGUCAAAGGCAGAGGGGGCUCCACCUCUUUGUACUCACCCACAGUGUCUGCCCAUCACCUCCAGGAUGAAAGUCCUCUGGUGACUGCAGAAUGACACAUUUCAAGUCAACGAUCUUAAACUGCCACAGCAGGCCUGUCAUUCAUGCAAGUGAAUAAACUUCUACAGUAACAUUAGUUGCUUUUGGAAACUUGCAGAUUGUGGUGAUCAGUUCAUCAACCAUUCCUCAAAGCCUUGCUUAGUCUUGAUUCUCUGCUGGGUCUGGGGCGCCGCUGCUGGAUUACAUGGACCGAUCCCAUCAGGCCACACUUGUAAAACACCUCUCAGGUGAUGCGCCUGUGGCCUGUGGGCUACCUGUCCACCUGCACUAGGUGCAUUAAUGAGAUAAAAGUAUUCAAAAAGCAGGAUAUACACAGUUUCUAUGCAGUUUUUAAACAUAAAGGUUUCAGCACACAAGCUGGAGAAUGUGACUUUGAUUUGAAUUUCCUUUGAAGUACGAUUGUAGUACUGCAUGUUCCUUAUUUA